AUGGCAAAAACAAUUACCGUGGACGAAGCACUGGCAGAACUCGGAGGAUUCGGGUUAUUUCAAUGGCUUAUUUAUCUCGGUGCGAGCAUUGCCGAAAUGGCUGUGACUUAUCAAAUAUUUUUGUUGACGUUUAUAACCGCCGAGCCCAAGUGGCUUUGCAGGAACGAGAGUUUGAUAUGUAAUUUCAGCGAGCCUAUGGGUCUGACAGACGAUGAUUACGAGGCGAGAUGUGAUAUGCCCAGAUCGGAGUGGAAAUUUGCGGAUGAUUUUACGUCUAUUGUUACUGAGGUUGGUUCAGAUCAGUAUGUUGCAAUUUAUUGA
Messenger RNA from Paramuricea clavata, 321 nucleotides. Lineage: Eukaryota; Metazoa; Cnidaria; Anthozoa; Malacalcyonacea; Plexauridae. The record is from the annotation of a GenBank genome assembly.